Messenger RNA from Seminavis robusta, 2521 nucleotides. Lineage: Eukaryota; Bacillariophyta; Bacillariophyceae; Naviculales; Naviculaceae. The record is from the annotation of a GenBank genome assembly.
AAGUGCAGAUGACUCAUUCGACUCAAUUGGAUCCACAAAAAUCUUUGGUCAGGACCAUGACAUCGGGACGUGGACAAUGGACACCCACAGUCUUGGAGCCCCUCUCAUCUACUCUCAGCUACUAGAACCCAUUACGUCUGUGCUUAGUAGCUCUCCUUCAUACUACUAAUCGUUUUAGCCAGUCAAAGCGCUGUUCCCUUCAUUGCAAAUGUUUUCCAAACCCAACUCGUCGUGCACAACGGCCAAGGCCAACAAUCCACCACCCCAACAGUCCAACAAGAACAACAAGAAGGGAGGCAAAAAGAACAAUAAGAACACCAGUAAUGAUUCCUCUUCUACUACCAGCGCCAGCAUUGACACUCCACUGCGCAAAUCGGACAUUCGCAACUUGAAACAAUCCGCCAAGGACUUUUUCGCUUCUAAUAAUGGGACAACUACGACUGAUGAUCAGGAACAAUUGCUGUUGGCAUCCAUUUUGGAUCAAGUCUUUGUCAUGGGUCAAGUAGCCAGUCGACAACUCCAUCAUGCUGAAUUGGGACGCUUGACGUUGUAUGUGCGAACGCCAUCCAAUAAUACUACGGACGCUUGGCCGUACGCCAAUGCCCAAGUGAUUUGGAUCAAACAACCACCCAUGCCCCACACCAAUCAAGUCGAAGUGGCGAUGCCGACCGUCGCCUUGUUGAGUGUACUACCACCCGAAAGCAUGGCCACCGUCUACAUUCCAUCACCCGCCUCGAAAUAUCUCUGUCGAGGAGCUCAUUUGAUGCGCGCCGGAAUGCUCAAUUUGCCAUCUUCACAACAAGUAGUCGGCGAAUCGAACGCCACAGCCAAGCUACGACAAGCACCCCUGCCACGGCCCGUCGCCGUGGCCAUUGCCGGCAAUCCACAACCCAUGGCCGUGGGAUUGGUGCAGGAAGGUGUCCAGUCGGCGGCGGAUAUUGGGCCUGGUACCAAGGGGAUUGGGGCGCACGUGUGGACGUGUUAUGGAGAUGAUUUGUGGCAACAGCAACUCAACGAAUUUCAAACGCUAUCAUCGGUUCCAUCCGUUAUGAACAGUGCCGGUGGGGCAUCGUACAAUGACGGACAGUAUGGCAAUGUCGGAUUUGUCGAUGGACAAGCCGUCCUGCCCAUUGUCAAGAAGGAAGACUUGGAACAAGAGCAGCCAAGAGGGGAGACCACAGCUGCAGAUGCCACUGAAAAAGCGACAAUCGACACGAAUCGUUCAGAAGAAAAGGAAACAAAAGAAGAGGGAGAAACCUCGGCUGAACCGGCUACAGCUGACCCCUCGGCUGAAUCCACCAGUCACGAACAAAACAACGAGGAGACGUCCGAACAAUCGGCACCAGACAUAUCACAAGAAGAUUUGUUGCAUCAAUCCGUCUGCAAGGCGCUCUUGACCAGUCUGUCACCCAAAGAUCUUCCCAUGACGGUGGCUAACUUUUACGCAAAUCACGUCUUGCCAAAUAGACCAGAAGGCACCACAAUCCAACUCAAACAAACCAGAUACAAAAAGUUUGGCAAUUAUCUACAAGAACAAGUCGAAUGCAAACUAUUGACACUGGGUCCUGGACCCAACAAGGGCAACAAGGACAAGACUGGCUAUCUCGUGUCGUUUGACAAACGACACGUGGAAUUGCGGGAUUACAAACAAGACCAUGCCGAAGAAGUCCAAGAUGCCAAAGAUACGGCACAGGCCGCGGCAGCAUCCAAACAGCUCAAGUUGGUAUUGGUCAAUCUGUAUGUCGUUCCACACCAUUUUGUAGCCCUCUUGCGGUUAGACCCAGAUGCCGUCAAGGCCGCCAACGCGUCCAGUGCCGAUCGAGCCGGAACGGGCAUGUUGACAUUGCCCGAAGUGCGCAAUUUGCUAGAAGACUAUCUGAAACGAGAAGAUCUCAUCAACUUUGAUGAAGUCCAACUGGACGGGCCACUCUUUGAUGCCUUGUACAAAAAGAAGAAACAAGCCAACGAUGGAGCCGUGACGAAUGAUUUGUUGACAGUGUCACGAAAAGACUUGGCGGAUAAUUGGGUUGCUGCCAUGAAUCCAGCAUAUGCCAUUGUUCAAAUGCCUGGAAACAAGGUGACAAAACUAGCCAAAGGCAAACCUCCCAAGGUGCAAGUGGAAGUAUCCAUGCGACAAUCCAAGAAAUUUGUCACCAAAAUUCGUGGGAUGGAGACGUACGGCGUCAAUGGUCAACUUCUUGCAAAGGACAUUGGAAAGCGGUUGGCUUGCCAGGCAACGGUUGAAACUCAGUCGGAAAAGGGCGCAGCCCUGCCCAAAGGUUGCGUCGAAAUCGUCCUGGGAGGUAACUUUGCGGAUGAGAUCGAAGCCUUGUUGCUGGGAGAUGAAAAACUGUGUCCUAGCCAUGGAGGCAUCAAAAAUUCAGAGUACAAAUUGCCAAAAGGAUGCAUAGAUUUGGUCAGGAAGGGUGUUCCGGCACGGAAGAAACGAGGCGGAGGCAAAAAGAGAUGAUCAGCUACAGUAGCUAAAACUGCUUUGUUUGAAGAGCUGUCCACAGAGAGA